Neogale vison (American mink) is the source of this 1007-nucleotide messenger RNA. Its product is annotated as olfactory receptor 52E8-like. The coding region runs from base 1 to 942 and encodes 313 amino acids. The record is from RefSeq and is a predicted model, not a curated record. Gene Ontology annotation, cellular component: membrane. Gene Ontology annotation, molecular function: olfactory receptor activity; G protein-coupled receptor activity. The transcript has a single exon. Gene Ontology annotation, biological process: G protein-coupled receptor signaling pathway. Lineage: Eukaryota; Metazoa; Chordata; Mammalia; Carnivora; Mustelidae.
AUGUCUCCAGCCAAUACCUCAUGUAUUCACCCCUCAUCCUUCCUGCUUUUGGGAAUCCCAGGACUAGAAAAUAUGCAGUUCUGGCUUGGUGUCCCUUUUGCUACAGUGUAUCUGAUUGCCCUCCUGGGGAAUGUCAUCAUCCUCUUUGUGAUCCAGACUGAGCACAGCCUUCAUCAACCCAUGUUCUACUUAUUGGCCAUGUUGGCGCUCACUGACCUGGGCCUCUCUACUGCCACCAUUCCCAAAAUGCUGAGCAUUUUCUGGUUUGGGCUUAGUGAGAUUGACUUUGGGGGAUGCUUAACUCAGAUGUUCUUCAUACACCUGUUCACAGGCUUUGAAACAUUCAUGCUUGUAGCCAUGGCUUUUGAUCGCUAUAUUGCCAUUUGCUACCCUCUUCGAUACAACACAAUCCUCACCAACAGAACUAUUUGUAUUAUUGCUGGAGUAGGAAUGUUGAAAAAUUUUGCGUUAGUAUUUCCACUUGUGUUUCUCCUUCUAAGGCUUUCAUUCUGUGGACAUAAUAUUAUACCCCAUACCUACUGUGAGCACAUGGGAAUUGCCCGCCUGGCCUGUGUCAGCAUAAAGGUCAAUAUAUUAUUUGGACUAAUCCUCAUCUCUAUGAUACUUUUGGAUGUUGUUUUGAUUGCUAUCUCCUAUGUGAAGAUUCUACAUGCUGUCUUCAGACUCCCAUCCUGGGAGGCCAGGCUCAAAGCGCUUAAUACCUGUGGUUCCCAUGGAUGUGUCAUCUUAGCUUUUUUCACUCCAGCAUUUUUCUCCUUUAUGACUCACCGAUUUGGACACAAUAUUCCACGUUAUAUCCACAUACUCCUGGCUAAUUUAUAUGUGAUCAUCCCCCCUGCUCUUAACCCCAUUAUUUAUGGAGUGAGAACCAAGCAGAUCCGAGAGCGGGUAGUGACAAUCUUCCUUUUUAAGGAAGUUUGACUCCAAACACUUGAUUUGGAAAGAGACUUGAAAUCUUUUUCCUUUUCAUCCAUAAAAGAAGCAAG